Saccostrea cuccullata (small rock oyster) is the source of this 1186-nucleotide messenger RNA. RefSeq names its product novel acetylcholine receptor chaperone-like. The transcript has 3 exons. NCBI's taxonomy places the organism in Eukaryota, Metazoa, Mollusca, Bivalvia, Ostreida, Ostreidae. Gene Ontology annotation, biological process: chaperone-mediated protein complex assembly; positive regulation of protein localization to cell surface. Gene Ontology annotation, cellular component: endoplasmic reticulum. The record is from RefSeq and is a predicted model, not a curated record. The coding region runs from base 54 to 599 and encodes 181 amino acids.
UUAAAUCGGGAUCGGAGUGCAAGUGCCCAAUAGUUGAGAACCUGGAAUAAACAAUGGCAUCAUACGUUUUGAAGAUAAUAUCGAUGACUCUUGGAAUCUUCUUCAUCUUUAUAGGCACAUUAAAGCUUACCCCCUCUGUCAACAAAGAAUUACACAAAGAAAUGAGGAAAAUGUACAUAAGAAAUUCCAAAGUUUUUCCUCUGGUAACAUGGACAAAGUGGAAGCCCAACUCACACAUGUACAGGAAAGUGAUUGGUGGAUCCGAGGUGGUGUGUGGUGCUAUUUUAGCUUUUAUACCAGGUCCCCUAAAAGAGGCGGCCAAUGUUCUGAUGAUUCUGAUAGCCAGCCUGGAUAUCUACUCCCACUAUGCCCUGGAUGAGGGUCUGGAUAAGAUGAGUUUAUCCGUCGUCUUCUUCCUCCUCCUCAUGUGUCGACUCAUCAUCCAUCUCCAGAUGAAGGCCCGAGAGGACGAAGAGGCCGCUCAACGUGCUCAAGCCUCUGAACGAGAACAAGCCCCGCCCACCUGUCAAGGACACACCCAUAUUGUUCACCCCAACGCAGGGGCUGGAUUUUCUGCUGCUGAGAAAAAGAAUCAGUAAUAGAAGCCAAGUAUAAAGAUGGUAACUGAUAGAGAGAAAGAGACAGAGUAGUGUGUCAAGGGAAAUAACUCAGUUAACAAUGAUGGAUAGUCUUUCAAGGGAAGUCACUCCUGUGAGGGAGCAAAAGAAUCUACGAGGGAGAAAGAAAAUAGCAUAAUAGAUUUUGAAUACCAGAUGUGAAGUAUUUGAGAAAAUGCAAGACAUUUGAAUUUUACGCAAGUGAUUCAGCCAUUUUGAAAUCCAUUUGACUGUUGUUGGGACUUUUUAAAUAUUUUUUGAUAUACACUGUACAUGUAUGUCCCAUCAUUUUUAUUUUUAUUUUAUGCUUUUGAGUAGUUUUACAAAAGACUUGUCAGGCAUUAAUGCAACAUUUAUCUGAUCUCUUUUUUUGUCUUUUUCAAGUACAAUGUAUAUUCGUAGUCAUUGAUUUUACAGUUUACAUAAAACUGUAUAUGAUUCUGAUGUAUGAAUGUGACGUUUAGUCACAACAAAAAAUUCAAAAAUACAUACAUGUCCUAUUUCAAACAAUUUUUUUGUGCUAUAUAUAAGUUAGUUUUAAAUUUUAGCUUAUUUCACAGACCCCCCCC